Messenger RNA from Scomber scombrus (Atlantic mackerel), 2208 nucleotides. It is a transcript of the gene asb6, whose product is annotated as ankyrin repeat and SOCS box containing 6. The record is from RefSeq and is a predicted model, not a curated record. Gene Ontology annotation, molecular function: protein binding. Gene Ontology annotation, biological process: protein ubiquitination; regulation of barbed-end actin filament capping; intracellular signal transduction. The transcript is spliced from 6 exons. Lineage: Eukaryota; Metazoa; Chordata; Actinopteri; Scombriformes; Scombridae. Gene Ontology annotation, cellular component: BRCA1-BARD1 complex; cytoplasm; nucleus. Bases 395 to 1711 code for a protein of 438 amino acids.
CUUUACACAAACACUUUCAUUGACGAAUAAUAUAAAAGUAGCUAGUAAAUGAGGGAAUAUAUUAACCUUCUAUGCUAGCUUGAACUGUGACGCUGAAUGUCUGUCUGCUAGCUAACAACUUUUUUCUUCAAACUUAACGAGUCGAACUUGCAGACAUGACACAGCCCUGAAUAUAUGAAUAGGGACAAUGUGAUAUUGUUGAAGCAUUGCAAAGCGUCUAUGUUAGUUUUUUGACGUGAAGAUAUUUCUCAGCUAACUCAAAAUUUUAAGCAAGUUGAGCUGAGAUGGAGCUCCAGAUAUGAGUGAUCUCUCACUCAUGAAAACACCCUCAGUUUCUACUUUGUACAUUUGUUUCGCGGGUUUUUAGGGUAUUGACUUAAGAUUUGGAGGAGCCAUGCCUUUCCUCCAUGGGUUUCGACGGAUUAUCUAUGAGUACCAGCCGCUGGUGGACGCUGUGAUGAGUGUUAUUGGGCUAAAGGAAGGGAAUGGUAGCCAGGAUGACAGAGUCAGAAGCCCUGAGGAUGAGAGUGGUCUGUGCAGCUCUCUGGUGGAGCUUCUGGAGCGAGAGUCCCAGUCUGAAGUGUUUAUGGAAGGCAUCAGCUACGCUCUGUUCAAGAUGGCAGAGCGGGGACUGGUGUACGCUGCUGAAAUCCUUCUACGCUAUGGUGCUGAUCUAAACUUUGAAGACCCAGUUUCUUACUACAAUCCACUACAUAUAGCAGCUUUGAGGAACCAGCCAAACAUGGUGAGGCUGCUGGUCGGUCACGGGGCAGAUAUUGAAAAGAGGGACAGGAUCCAUGAGAGCAGUCCCUUGGAUCUUGCCAGUGAGGAGUCGGAGAGACUGCCCUGCCUGCUCACCCUGCUGGACCUGGGUGCUGACGUGAAUGCAAGGGAUAAACAUGGAAAAACACCUUUGCUCCAUGCCUUGGCAAGCAGUGAUGGACUCACUGUGAACAACACAGAAAACAUCCAAUUCCUGCUUGAGAGAGGUGCUGAUGUGAAUGCUGCUACUGUAGAUGGUGAAACUGUUGAGUCCUCCUUGGUGUUUCUGGUUAAGGAGGCUCUUGAGGCCAAUGUAGAGGAUGCUGCUGAGAUCGGCAGCUUCUGCUUGAAAACCACACAGCUCCUGCUGGCCCACGGUGUGGACCCCAGCUGCUGUCUAAACGAAGAUGGCGAGCCCUCGCUGACCCAGACGAGCCUGGAGCACUUUGACCUGCUCUUCCCUUUGGCUGUGCUCUUAAUCCAGAGUGGAGCCUCUUUGGUUUGUACCUAUCAUGUCAACUGCUGUUGGUCAUUUGACAGCCUCCUUUUCCAGCGGCUCCAAACAGCCCUGCAGCAGUGCUCUGAUCAAAGUCAUGCCUCUGAGCUCCUUGAGCAGGCUGAGGUGUUGCUUGACUUAGCGGAGGUAAACGCCCCUACACUGAAUCUGCCUUCCAGGCUGGAGCUCCCUGCGGCUGGGCAGGACCCUCACCCCUAUACUCAGGCUUUGCUAGACCUGCACAGCCAGGUAGUAGAGCAUUACGCAAGCCCUCCUGCUCUGCGGUGCCUCUGCAGGACAUUUAUAAGGAGCCACCUACAGCCCUGGCCACUGGAAGACAAAGUCAAAGCUUUGCCAUUACCAGACAGACUGAAAGACUUUCUUCUUCCUGAGCACACAUACACCCCAAAGCCUGGCUGGGACUGCUUCAAGCCUCAGCGUAGCCAGCGCUGAUGAUUUUGUUGUUAUACCCCUGAUCUGAAAUGUAAGACUGAACAGGCCUCUAAUAAUUUGUGCACUUAUCCUUAAAUGCAACCUGACAACCUAACAAACCACCAAGGCCUUUAUUAAAUCCUUAUCGUGUGUUGUCUGUGCCAAAUAUACAGACACUUGUGUGUGUUUACUACCAGAUUCAAAGUUAUGUCUGUGCAAUCAGCCUUUGAGUCGUCACUGUUGUGAUUAAACAGCUGCUCAGCUGGCUCAACCGUAUUGUAUAAAGGAAGUUGCAGUACCAAAUAACAGCCACCAGAUGGCAGUGUUGCUCUUGCACAUCACAAGCAGCCCAGAUGUCAGGUUCAAAGAUUUAGUUAUUCACAGUGCAGCCUUUUAAAUUUGUUUCCAGCGCAGUAGAAGCCAUUUAUAUUUCAUCUCCUCAACAUGAUGUGAUGGUGAUAUAUUGUGGAAUUUGUGUAUCGUCUUGCUUAGCAUGAAGAUGUACAAAUAAAAAAGAC